Messenger RNA from Carlito syrichta (Philippine tarsier), 1075 nucleotides. RefSeq names its product GON7, KEOPS complex subunit homolog (gene GON7). The record is from RefSeq and is a predicted model, not a curated record. The transcript is spliced from 3 exons. Bases 16 to 309 code for a protein of 97 amino acids. NCBI's taxonomy places the organism in Eukaryota, Metazoa, Chordata, Mammalia, Primates, Tarsiidae. Gene Ontology annotation, cellular component: EKC/KEOPS complex.
AGCUUAACGGUCGCCAUGGAGCUAUUGGGAGAGUACGUCGGGCAGGAGGGGCAGCAACAGAAGCUGCGGGCGUCAUGUGAGGCGCCAAAGGACGCCGACCGUUUCCAGGGCUUGUUGUCCGGCGUGGCCCAGAUGAAGGAGCAGGUAGCCGAGUUAUUCGGCCCCCUGAUACAGCGGGAAGCGCAGCACCAGGUGGCGACGUCUCCAGACGAGGCCUUGGACGGUGAUGAUGAAGAUGAUACAGAAGAUGAAAAUAACAGCACUAACUCAGAUGGACCAUCUGCAAAACGGCCAAAACCACCGUCUUAAUAAUAGGCUUUUUGAAAUUUAAAAGACUGCUAUCACUUCCUAAUUAUCACACAAUGACAUUUAAGGAAGACUUGUAUUCUAAUUUGGAAAAACAUUUGUUUUGUUCUCCUGGGACAAUUUUGUCAAAGAGAAAACUGGUUUUUCUGUUUCUAGCAAAGAUGAUAAAUAUUUAGAAAUAGAAUCUGUUUUCUUGAGUGAGAAAUAAAUUUUGGGCCACAGAAAUAAAAUAGAACAUUUAAUAAUGUAUAAAAUCCUCUUAAUUUGGCAACUGAAUUUUUAUUAUUGUUUUAUAUUUUUAAAAUAACCACUGAAUGUGUGAUGUCUGCAUCUUUUAGUUUUUACUUCUGUUUCAAAGAGGCUCAUGGGCAAAAACAUUUCAAAGAGCUGACAAGCAAGUGGUGAAAAUUGGGUGUUAGAUGUAAAAAUGUUAUUUAUAAAUAAAAGGAAACUAAAGGAAUAGAAAUACUGAAGAAAAAGGAGAAUCCUUGAGAGAGACCCAGGAAACUUUGAAUUCAUAUCCACAAACAAUAUACAGAUAUUCUGAGAUGAUGUCAGUUAAUGAAUGUAGAUUAAGAGAGCCAGAUGGGAUAUGUUUUGUGCUGUGUUGUGGUAUGCAUGCAAGUACAGAUAUAAAGCCAUAAGUAAAUACUAUGUAUUCACUGUAACUUAGAAUUCCUCUCCUCCUGUAGCCAUACUUUGAUUUCGCUUUUAAAAAGACUGUUAGACGAGACCUCAUCUCUACAAUAAAAUAAAAAAAUCAGCCGGG